Molecule: messenger RNA, 2538 nt
Organism: Pipra filicauda (Wire-tailed manakin)
Lineage: Eukaryota; Metazoa; Chordata; Aves; Passeriformes; Pipridae
Product: protocadherin-9-like
Exons: 3
Coding region: 15-638 (207 amino acids)
Source: RefSeq, a predicted model, not a curated record
UGAAUUUUGGAGAUAUGCCGAAGUACUUGUGGGAGAUUUGGGUACCUGACAAACCAUGGGUGUCCCAGCGCCGUGUUACAUUUCACCUCCCUGAUGGCUCCCAGGAAAGCUGCAGUGACAGUGGUCUGGGAGACCACGAGCCAGUGGGUGGUGGAACCCUGAUCUCACACCCUCUCCCUCUGGUUCAGCCGCAGGACGAAUUCUACGACCAGGCUUCACCAGACAAGAGGACUGAAGCUGAUGGCAAUUCUGACCCCAACUCGGAUGGGCCUCUUGGGCCACGAGGAUUAGCUGAAGCUACAGAGAUGUGUACUCAAGAAUGCCUGGUUUUGGGUCACUCAGACAACUGUUGGAUGCCUCCUAGCUUGGGCCCAUACCAACAGCCAAAGUCUCCUCUCUCCACCUUUGCCCCUCAGAAAGAAUGGGUUAAGAAGGACAAACUAGUUAAUGGACACACAUUGACCAGGACCUGGAAAGAAGAUAGCAACAGAAAUCAGUUCAGUGACCGAAAGCAGUAUGGUUCCAGUGAAGGCCAUUUCAACACUGGCAACCACAUGACUGACAUUCCUCUGGCCAACUUGAAGUCUUAUAAACAGGCCUCAGGAGCUGUGGAGAGUCCAAAGGAACACCAGCUAUAAGAAAUGAUUACUUUGGACCCAUGACUUUAGCCUACUUAGACUUGCUAAUACUAUGUGUGUGUCAGAGCUUUAUGUACUGGAUAGACCUCUAGAACUAUGCUUCACCUAGCAGAGAUAUGCAUAUCUUUAUGUUAGCGUCGUGGAAGGUAUGAUGUCCUGCAACAUGAAAGAGUGUUUCUACUAGUUGUGUGGUUUUGUUAAAUAGACAUGAUUAAAAUCUGCAGAGAUCUCUCCAGUUUGCAAAUAUUCUUUUUUUGUUUUUUUGGUUUUGACCCUGGACUGCUGCUAUGAACAACAGAAGAUGCAUUUGGAGAGUGAGAGAGCAUGAAAGUUCAAUGGAUUGCAAAGAUUGAAAAGCAUAUCCAGUUAGAAAAUUGUACUUUUGUUGUCAUUGAUCUAUGCUGAGACCUUUAUACUUGAGAUCAUAUUGCAAACAAUUGAAGCUAAACAUUAAACCUAUUGUGCUAUUAACAAUGUUAGUGGACACUUAUAAGUCAAUCAGCGUUCAAAUACUUGUAAAUAGAAACAAUUAUUACUUACAACUUUUGUGUACUUAUAAUGUUCACUUGAAAAGAUACUGUAGCAUAUUUCUGUGUUUCACAGUUGCUUUUUAAUUUCUUUCAUUGCCUUCCUAUUGUUUUGCUUUUAUUUUCAGUGAUGGUGUUUCUGUGUUAGUAGUCUGUCUGACACACAAUGUUCCAAGGAACUCAAACCACUUGUGUUAAAAGUGAUGGGGUGGGAAGAAAGGUUGGUUGCAGAAAGGGAAAAAGAAAAAUUUCUUUCUAUGUAGUAGCAAAUCAUGCCAGCAUUCAGGUAGAAUUUCUUCUUUUAUUUUAAUUUAAUUUAAUUUAAUUUAAUUUAAUUUUAUUUUAUUUUAUAUUAAGAAGUGAAAGAACUUGUGUAAGGGCUUAAAAACUUAGCGGUUUUUUGUUUCAUUUCCAUUAUGUUUCAUAAAACAGGGAAAUUGCAAAACAAAAGAAUAUUUAAAUGUGUGGUGGCAGGUGAAGGGGAAAGCUAUUCAUUUGGGAUCCUAGAACAAAUUAGCUGUAGUCUGUCAUUUAAUGAGUGGUAGCUGAUGUUGAUCCCAGCUGAAAUACAUGGAGGAAAUUCUACAGGAGCAAAAUACAGUAAUAAUGUUUUUCCAAUUGGGCAGGUGUGUGUCUAUACCUAAGACAGUAUGUAUUGCUGAAACAGCAGCAUUUGUGUUGAUCUUCAUCUGCGUUAAUGUUGUAGUAACACAAGUGUUUUUAGACCAUAGCCACAGAAUAUUUAAUGUGUUGUGCCUUCAUGAUGUAACAGAGCAUUCUCCUGGUAGGCUAGUUGGGGGAAACUAAAGGGUUAAAUCUCUAAUUAUUGCUGUUUAACUGUUUGUUAUCAUAGUUGGUCGAUGCCUGGCAGGUACCAGUAUCACAUCACCUCAGUCAAACCAGUAGAGUGACUCCUAAUGUUAGUGAGAUCUAAGUUGCACGCAAAGCAAAUCCAAAUCCAAACAUUUUUAGAUGGGUUUUUUUAAGGCAUGAAAGAUGAUUUACACAAAUAAAUAGCAUGCAAAACAAAAAAAGUCCAUACAGAAAAAAAUCAAAAGUUAUUUAUGCCACAGUGAAACAUCAGUCUUAAAGUAACAAAUUUAGCUAAUCUGAAGGUGAUUUUAUUCUUACUGAAAACACAAGCUUUUUUUUCUUUAUUCUUUUGUAUAUAGCAGUUCACUUUUUUUCCCUCCACAGUAUAAAAGGCUUAAAAUGGGCUAGGGGUGCAUUGCUUAUGGCAGUACUUAUGUCAGUUUGUGAGGGGUGUUUGAUGACUUUGACAGAAUAAAUAUCUAACCAGUUAUCCUUGUUACUGCUUUGCCAGUUCAACAUUAUUUAGUUAUUCAGCUUUUGCAAUAAAUGUUCUGAAUUCC